AUGUCGGAUGCUCAAAGACUGAAGCUGAGGGAUGAGACUGCUUCUCUUUUCAAACAUGGUUAUGAGGGAUAUAUGAAAUACGCCUAUCCCGCUGAUGAACUACGACCUCUAUCAUGUGCACCUCUUCGCCGAUCACCAAACGCAGCAGACUACGGCAUCAACGACCUCCACGCCAACAUCUCCCUCACCCUCCUCGACGUCCUCUCCACCAUCCCUCUCCUCCAUCCCACAGCCCUACCCGACGCCCUGGAAAAGGUCGCAACCCAAGUCAACUUUGACCAAGACGUCAAGGUGCAAGUAUUCGAAAUGACCAUCCGCGCCCUUGGGGGUUUGUUGUCGAUGUAUCAGUACCUCGAUAACCUGCCGGACAAUGAGGUGGAUGUGAAGCGGUAUAAGGGGAGGAUGUUGGAGUUGGCGGAGGAUUUGGGGAAGAGGAUGUUGCCGGCGUUCAAGACGGGGGCGGGGCUGCCUUAUGCGAGGGUGAAUUUGAGGCAUGGGGUAGAGUCGAGGGAGGGGGCAGAGACUUGUACGGCAGGUGCGGGGAGUUUGAUAUUGGAGUUUGCAUUGUUGUCGAGGUUGACGGGUGAUGAUCGAUAUGAAAAAAACGCAUACAGAGCAUACACUUCUCUCUGGAAUCGCCGGUCCGACCACAACCUGCUCGGGAACGGUAUCACCGCCACUCUCGGGCAAUGGCUCCAGCCAGGCCUCAGUGGGGUCGGGGCGGGGAUGGAUAGUUAUUACGAAUAUGGUGUCAAGGCUGGUAUCAUGCUCGAUGAUGAUGCUUAUAGCGACAUCUUUUACGACUCUUAUGCUGCUAUCCAGACACACGUCCGCACCUCUGACGGCUUCAUCUACCGACCGCUCCACCUAACCCUCCUCCAACCACCAACAGUCUCCACGAUCGACUCUCUCUCCGCCUUCCUCCCCGCUGUCCAAGUUCUAGCAGGCGACCUCUCGUCCGCCAUCCGCGCCCAUUUGGUGUGGUGGAUGAUCUGGCGGAAGCAUGGGGCUUUGCCGGAGAGCUGGGAUUGGGUAGGGAGGCGGGUGGAGUGGGCUGGGUGGCCGGGGAGGCCAGAGUUUGUGGAGAGUACUUAUUAUUUGUAUCAGGCGACGAGAGACCCGAUGUACCUCAAAGUAGGACAGAGGGUACUGCAAGAUCUGACGAGAAAGACAAAGACUACAUGUGGAUUUGCGACGAUCAAGAAUAUCCUUACAGGGGAGAUGGAAGAUCGCAUGGAGAGCUUUAUGCUUUCAGAAACUCUCAAAUAUCUGUACUUGCUCUUUUCGGAUACACCGUUCGAAAACAAGAACCGGGUAUACACGACCGAAGGACAUCCGUUAUACAUGCCGCCCGACCUGCUCCAACCGCGGAGCCAAUCCCGCAAAGCCUCACACCGGGGCGAACAACUCUUCUGCCCGGUAUAUCACCCCCCUAUCGCAUUCACCAACAGCCACUCUCCCUCCUCUCCUCCCGGCUCUAGCGGUGGAGGAGAAGACAAACCAACCCCAUCAGUCGGUACCGACCCCAAACAGCUCGGCCUGAGGGUGGGUAUCGAAGACUCGUCAGAGUAUGAAUAUGCCCGGGGAUUGGUGUUUGGAUGGGGAGAGGAGGGGUUGAAUUGGGAGGUGAAGGAGGGGAGGACGGGGUGGUAUGAGGGGGGUGUUUGUAGGGUUGAGGAAGUGCCGAGAUUUGCAUUCGACUUGUCUUUGACCAAUAAUACCGACGCUCCAGAUGCCUCACCAAGCAGCAGCAAGGUCGUGCAGAAUACCACAACUGGUGAUUAUGUGAUCCGAGACGUCCAAGGUCUGAAACUGGGUGUCCGAUGGAGAUUCGAUGGCAAGGGGUAUGACGUCUCCAACAUCGACCAUCACAGAGUCCGCCCAGGCCAGCAAAUAACAAUAACCGACCCCAGUAUGAUCCCCCAGCUCCUCGCUGAUAUCGAACCCGAUCCCCUCCCCGCCGAUGCUGGUCAAGUGUCACACGGGAUUACGGAUGUGAUCCUGCGGUUCCGGAAAUACAAACCUGACUCAUCAAACCAUGGGGGUGGGGAAGUGUUUUUGCACGCUCUGGCGGCGACGGCGAUAUUUGGGAAAGACUUUUCGCUGCAAGAGUCUGGGCAGGAAGGGGAGGUAGGGAAAGGGUGGGCUUUUGGGGCUGCGCCUUUGACACUGGUCGUCUUGCCUGAUGGUGUUUCGGGCUGCGACCUGUCCCCCGCCGGGAAGAUACGAGACCUCCCGGAAGACGGCUUCGUAAUGGCCAUCUCCCGAGGAUCCUGCCCUUUCGCCGAAAAAGCGAAAUACGCCAAAGCCCACGGUGCGCAAGGCCUUAUCAUCACCGGCCUUCCCCUCCCUCCAAUAGACCCCACCAACCCUGAGCAAGGGGUAGAAUGGAAAGAAGAAUACGAAGGGAUCUACCACAACCCCCAAAGCGACCCGGGGCUGAUCCGCCCCUCGGCAGAAGGGUUUGAUGUGGAGGAGGUAGGGGAGGGGGUGGGGGUUGUUUAUGUUGAGUGGGUUGUGGGGCGGGCUUUUAGGGAUGUCGCGGGUUUGAAAGAAGGAGGAGGAGGAGGAGGGGCAGGGGGUGUGAGGGUUGGGGUAGAGAUAAUGAGCAUGGAGGAUCUGCAGAAUGGGAAUGGGGAUACUUCGCCUGCGCCACCUCGGAGGCAUAAGCGGAAACAGAAGCCUUUUGAGAGUCCUCACGACGAGGGACAUGGAGAUGGAGAAGAUCGUGGGAACAGGGAAGAGAGGAAGAAGGGAGAAGGACGGUUAGGCGUGGAAGGAUGGGAGAUCUGUAAUCUUGUGGUCGAUCCUACUGUAGUAUAA
Messenger RNA from Cryptococcus wingfieldii CBS 7118, 2823 nucleotides. Its product is annotated as carbohydrate binding protein. NCBI's taxonomy places the organism in Eukaryota, Fungi, Basidiomycota, Tremellomycetes, Tremellales, Cryptococcaceae. Gene Ontology annotation, molecular function: mannosyl-oligosaccharide 1,2-alpha-mannosidase activity; calcium ion binding. The record is from RefSeq and is a predicted model, not a curated record. The transcript has 14 exons. The coding region runs from base 1 to 2823 and encodes 940 amino acids. Gene Ontology annotation, biological process: endoplasmic reticulum mannose trimming; mannose trimming involved in glycoprotein ERAD pathway; carbohydrate metabolic process. Gene Ontology annotation, cellular component: endoplasmic reticulum; membrane.